Molecule: messenger RNA, 1434 nt
Organism: [Torrubiella] hemipterigena
Lineage: Eukaryota; Fungi; Ascomycota; Sordariomycetes; Hypocreales; Clavicipitaceae
Source: the annotation of a GenBank genome assembly
CCUUCUACUGCUUUUUUCAGCGCUGCUGUCAUUGGCCCAACCCGGCGCCAGCAAUUUUUAAAGCGCCGGAGCUCUACCGACGUCACUGGUACAGUAGUGAGUGGCAGGCAUAUUUUUUUUAUGUAGGCCGACUUACACAUAACUUUGCAUCCCAUUCAACAACACCUCCAAUUGUUUGUAAUUCCAAGCUAAAAUACUGUCAUCAUGGGCAAAAAGCGCAGAAAUUUCGGCCACCACGAUAAGCCAGCCAAGAAGCCAAACCACCAGCAACGGGCACCUCCACCACCCAAGAAGCCUCUGAAUAAGAACCAGAAGAAGCAGCAGGCCUUCCAGCAGCAGCAGCUAGAGCAGAACCCAAUCAUUCCAUUCGAUCGGGAUGAGCGCAUCCUACUCGUUGGCGAGGGCGACCUCAGCUUCGCGGCCUCGCUAAUCAAGCACCACCGUUGCACAAACGUCACAGCCACCGUCCUGGACGCCAACCACAACGAGCUCGUCGACAGAUAUCCCGAUGUAGAUAGAAAUAUUGCCAUAAUCAACAAUGAGCCCGAACCAGAACCCGUCAAGGCUGAUAAUGACAGCGAUGAUGAUGUCGAGGACGAGGACAAUGAGGAUGACGAGAACAAGACAGAUACCAAGGCAAAGGAAGACUCCAACUCCAAACCACAGUCUGAAGAAUACACCGUCCCUGAAGACGAGGACGAAUACGACAUGCAAGGCAACCUUGUCCGCGCCGCGCGCCCUUUCCUCCCUCCCAAUAACCGCCUUCUCUACAACAUCAACGUCCUCAAGCCUCUCCCAUCGAGCAUGAAGUCCACCAAGGCCAAGACCUACCACCGCAUCUUCUUCAACUUCCCCCACGUCGGCGGCAAAACCACCGACCAGUCCCGCCAAGUCCGCCACAACCAAGACCUCCUCGUAAACUUCUUCAACCGCCUUGCCACGCUGCUCUCCGUCUCCCCCACCGCACACAACGACAACCCGUACUCGUCAGAGCCGCCAGCACCUACACCCACCAUGAUCGUCACGCUCUUCGAAGGCGAGCCCUACACACAAUGGAACAUCCGCCAGCUCGCCUCGAGUGCGGGACUCGUCCUCGAUCACUCUUUUAAGUUCUUCGCCAAGGCGUACCCAGGCUACGCGCACGCCAGGACCCUCGGCGUCGUGAAGAACCGCAAGGGCGAUGUGGGCGGCGGCUGGAAGGGCGAGAACCGGCCGGCACGUACAUAUCUGUUCAGAAGAAAGGAUGACCCUGCGCUGCCGCAGAUGUCGCAGACAAAGAAGCGCAAGCGAGAGGCACAGGAAUCCGAUGAUGAUUCAGAUUAGCAAGCAAGACGACUACGUGUUAUGUGUACAUAUAUAUAGACCUCGAAGAUAACGACUUAUGUUGACUAUUUAUUAUUUAUUAUUUUUUGCAAGUCUGUUUGCCAGCUUACA